This is a messenger RNA of Topomyia yanbarensis, 4203 nucleotides long. Its product is annotated as receptor-type guanylate cyclase gcy-21-like. Gene Ontology annotation, biological process: receptor guanylyl cyclase signaling pathway; intracellular signal transduction; cGMP biosynthetic process. Gene Ontology annotation, molecular function: peptide receptor activity; guanylate cyclase activity. NCBI's taxonomy places the organism in Eukaryota, Metazoa, Arthropoda, Insecta, Diptera, Culicidae. The transcript has 11 exons. The coding region runs from base 1290 to 3317 and encodes 675 amino acids. The record is from RefSeq and is a predicted model, not a curated record.
UAUUCCAUCCGUGGCACUGUACUGUCGCGUCGUCGUGUGUGAGCUCGAGCCAUCACUAUAUAAACGGCAUCCCAGUGUGCCAGGAACAUUCAGUAUCGCGUGUACCGUUUCCGGAAGUGCAGCUAGGCUCGGAAGUUCGAAGGAUGAAAUCUCAGCGUGCGUGGUACCAAUUAGUUUCACUAGCCAUGGGCCCUUGAUCUUCAUAUGCCUACUGUGGAUUACCUGUUGUACAGUUGCACUGCAGUCAUAAUAUUGGCAUAGAACAAUGGAUUACCAGUGAUUGUAGAGGUCAAGUGCGUGCGAACGUCACGAAGGAAGUGCUACGCGAGGAGAACUGCAGCUGAAUUCAAAAGAGGAUUUGUUAUGUGUACGUUGAGAGAGUGAUGAAAAUUGGGAUCCAGUGUCAUGAAUGGACAACAUAAAGAUGGUAUAGCGGAGGGAGUGUGAUGACUCAAUCAGAAUAUUUUAAAAUGGAUAGUUUGCAUGAAAACAGUGAUUUGUGUGAAUAGAAACAGCGUUCCUUGACAGAUGCAUCGUAAUCAUGAAACCAUGAUUAACCACGAAAGAAAUUUAAGAUACCUAAGCUAAGCAAACUGUCAGGAAUGAAAGAAUCAGUGAGCGGCUAUUUCAGCCCCUUAUGUCGUUACCCCUACGAUGGACGAUCUCCCAAAAAAUAGUAGAAAAAAUAAUUGAAAUCAAGCAAGUGAAACUUUUCGGAUCUAGUAGUCGGGUUCGAAUGAAAACCAAAAAAGACACAUAUUUAUUGGUCAUAGUACUCCCAUGACGGCGGUAGCAGCAGCAAGUAAAAGAACACGACACAAACAACGCUCUGGACCAUGUCCAGCAGCAUGGUGAACUGCAACAGCAACAGUGAUCUGAAGCAGAUAAAACUAAUUUGAUUGUUCCGGUGUGAUCAGACUGUUCGAACAGACUGUGCCAAGGUACGGUGGUGAUGGUGGUUGUUGUUGUUAUGUUAUUGUUUCGAUCCCAUUAAAUUGCAGUCCUCUGGCGGUUUCACUUCAAUACACCUAUAAAUAUGACUAUCAGACUGACAAAACAAACGGAAACAAGCAAACGUAGCCUUUCGUGCAGCAAAAAUACGGUGACCGAGUUCGAAAAUAAAUCCCCGAUUGCUGCGUCGAAUCAAUAAUGAUUUCAAUUUAAAAUCGUCAUCCCUUCGUAUCCUGAACGGUUUGGUGCAUUUGUAACUGAAACCCCCACAAAAAGAAGACCUUGUGUCGCUGGCCAAAAGAAAAGUGAAAACCAAACUCCCACCGAACAGGGGAAGGAUGAAAGUGUUCGACAUAACGUGCGACAAACCGACGACGCGUUCCCCGGUGGACCCGGAAGCAAUAAGCGUAAAAAUCGACGGCAAUUGCCUGGAGGACGACCCUUCGGCGUUGCGGCGAUACCUGCGAAAGCAUACGAGUGCUUCCCGGCGCUCAUCACCUUCGAUUGCCAAUUCCUACUCGCGGCCAUCCAGACAGUCGGUGUCGGACAUGGCGACGGCCCCGGAACGGACCCAAAAAGUGACCAUUUAUGGCUGUGUCAAGUUUAAUCCCAACUCGAGAAACGGCCGCCGUUGGUUCAUGUGCCACAUGAUACUGGUACUGCUGAUCCCAAUCGUUGCCGUCGUACUGCAAAACGCCAUCCUGCUCUGCCAACAAACGAUUAAAUACGAAACGACGAAGCGCGUUGAUGGAGAAAUGCGUAUGACAAUGAAUAUGGCGAUCCUGGUGAGUGCAGUACAAAAAGAACGCAAACUACUGGCCUACUUCGUGCUGACCCGAAGAAACCGGACCGAUGCCGAGCAGGCAAUCUCCCAGACCAACACUAUCCUGGAACGGCUAGUCGCCCAUAGCCAAGAUUGGGACAUUGAGUUUGGCGAAGGAUCAAAUCAAACCAUUGCGGAAGAUUUGAGCGAAACAAGGAAUCUACUGCUAAGCAACAAUGAAACUUUCUGUGCAUCAAACUUCGAGUCCUAUAAUGAUCUCAACCGACACCUGGUGGACCAGAUCAGCCAAAGCGUGGGUUUUUUCCUGAGUGGCAUCGUGUGGCGGCAACUGGUCGUGUACAAGAAUGUGAUCGAAGCGGCUGAGAAUAUCAACAUUGCUGCCAUUCUGGUGCUGCAGUUCAUCAAACGCGGCUGCCUUAGCUUGGAUAAUUUCGCACAAUUCGUUCGAAGGGAUGCAGCUGCGAUGGAUCAUCUACGGGCGGCGGAAAACUUCAUGGCAAACAUGAUCAUCAUGGAGAGCAAAGAAUUCCACGUGUUGAGUAAAUGGCGUCAAAACGUGCUGAUGAACGCAUCCACCGAGGAACGGGAGAAUGCAUUUGCUGAGUAUUACCAUUCGGUGAACACACUCAUCGAUAAUUUGCAGACUCUACAGGUCGAUUUACAGGUCAUGGUGAAGACAACAGUCAAAGACGAAAUGCAAAACGCCCGCUUGCACCAGAUGAUCUCGUUCGGCUUAGUAUUGCUGAUCGUUCUCAUCAGUCCCAUGCUGGUACUGAUGGUUCGGAAUGCAACCAACACUAUCCAAGAUUUUUCCACCCAGCUAGUAACUCGCACUCUGGAACUGCGCAAUGAAAAGGUCAAAGCCGACCGAUUGUUGUACCAGAUGCUUCCGCCAGCAGUCGUUCGGCAGUUGAAACAGGAACGCCAAGUUCCAGCGGAAACUUUCGACUCGGUUACGAUCUUCUUCAGCGACAUCGUCGGCUUUACGUAUAUUUCAGCCGUCAGUAGUGCGAUGGAGGUGGUUACCAUGUUAAACACACUCUAUCGACUGUUCGACUCGAUCAUUUUGAAGUACGACGUGUACAAGGUGGAAACGAUCGGUGACGCGUACAUGGUCGUUUCCGGGCUUCCGCAGCGAAAUGGAGAUAAGCAUGCCGGGGAAAUCGCGAUGAUGUCACUGGAUCUUCUCUGUGGAAUCUCUGGAUUUAUUAUUCCCCAUAUGAGAAACCGAACGCUCGAAAUUAGAGUCGGAAUCAACACGGGACCCUGUGUUGCCGGAGUGGUCGGAACGACAAUGCCUCGGUACUGUUUGUUCGGGGACACAAUCAAUACCGCCUCCAGGAUGGAGUCAACCGGUGAACCUAUGAAGGUGCACAUUUCAGAGCAUACCAAAGAGGUUCUAGACAAAAUUGGCGGGUUCAAGAUCAAACUACGAGGAUCGGUCGAAGUCAAGGGUAAAGGACAAAUGGAAACUUUCUGGUUGCUCGGUCACACCAACUUCGAGCACCUUUCGCCUGAUACGGCUAUCCCGAUCUAUAAACCGAGCGUUGUGACGGAACCGGAAUUUCUACAGAUGAUUUAAAGAAAUGCUGAAUGUUUCCAAUAGAACUAGUUGUAACUCCAGUAAACAGAACGGCGUCACGGUAGCAAUGAUGCCAUUGAUGUUCUGUAGUUGUUUUAUGGUAUAUACCCGCUGUGUAAACGUAUAGCAUAUCUUAAUAACAGAGGUAGUGAUAUAGUAGUGUUGGACAUAUGAUGAACACCCAGCUGACUGAAUAAUUAAGUAAAUUUAAUUAAAUAUUAAAUUCGGCAGUGUUUAGGUAUUGUUGAUCAGAUUUACUACGAUGAAGUUCCUGUUAAUUAGUCAAUUACUAAAAGUGGUGAGCAGAACGAACACGUAUGUUGCGUUCUAACGAAAAUGAAUCAAAAUGAAACUAGUUGUGGCAAACGUACAUUUUAAUGUAUUUCCUCUUGGUGCUAAUGUCCGCAGUAAGAAAUAAAAAAAUACGUGAUAAACAAACACUUUGAGCGAAAUAUAAAACUAGGUAAAUGUGAUGUUUUAUGUAGAAUCUCUGUUGUAAAUAUUGCCUGACGUCUAGCAUUGGCCCAUUUGAAAUACAAUUUAGCGAUCGAAAUGUGAAAUUCUAUGAAGUAAUUUAUUCGCGAACCAAUUAGUCACACCUGUGAUUUGAAAUGAGAUUUUUGUCAACAUUUCUAGCUGUUUGUUUACAAAACAUUUUUUACUAUCAAUUUCCUUCGCAAAGGAAUAGAAACAUGCUGAAACGUCGAACAAUGUUUAAAAAUCAAGAUUUUAUGCAAUGCUACCGAGGUUUGAAUGUUUAUGCUUAAAGUAUACCGAAAUUUGUAAAAUGAAAAUGAUUAAUGACAAAUCUGUGUACCUUUUUCGAACCAGCCGUGGACCAUUGAGAACAAAAUAAAUUUUAGUAACCAAAAAAAUUGAUCAAAAU